GCUUGUGUGGUGUGUAUGGGAGCUGUGAUAUAGAUAGUGAACCUAUUUGUGAAUGUUUGGAGAAGUUUGUACCUAAAUAUCCACAAAAAUGGGAAAAGGGAGAUUGGACGGAAGGGUGUGUUCGGAGGACACCCUUAGAUUGCAACAAGGAACAUGUAUUUCUAAGAUAUUCUGGAAUCAAGUUGCCAGAUACUAACCACUCUUGGUACAAUAAAAUGAUGACUCUAGAAGAGUGUAGGCAAGUAUGCUCCGGGAAUUGCCCCUGUACAGCUUAUUCAAGUCUGGAUAUAAGCAAUGGCGACAAAGGUUGCUUAUUAUGGUAUGGGGAAUUAAUUGACAUCAGAAAGUGGUCUGAAAGAGGACAUGACAUUUACAUCAAGAUGGAUCCUUCAGAGCAAGGUUCAACAAGAAAGAAGGCAAAGAUACUCGCAGUGAGUUUCUCAUUGUUGAUGGCAACGAUUCUGUUGAUCCUGAUUUUGUUGCGGUACAAACGGAGAAAGAAGAAACUGAAACUCAAUGAAGAUAUUGAGCUGCCACUAUUCCCAUUUUCAGCAAUAACAAGAGCCACAAAUAACUUUUCGUUCAACAAGAAGAUUGGAGAGGGUGGAUUUGGACCUGUUUACAAGGGAGUGCUGGAAGAGGGACAAGAAAUUGCUGUAAAGACACUGUCAAGGACUUCCAUGCAAGGACUUGAUGAAUACAAGAACGAGGUUAUCUAUAUUGCCAAGCUUCAGCACUGAAAUCUUGUGCGACUUUUGGGUUGCUGCAUUCAAGGAGAAAAUAUGUUGAUCUAUGAAUACAUGCCUAACAAAAGCCUGGAUUCAUACAUAUUUG
This is a messenger RNA of Capsicum annuum, 834 nucleotides long. Its product is annotated as G-type lectin S-receptor-like serine/threonine-protein kinase SD1-1. Gene Ontology annotation, biological process: protein phosphorylation. The record is from RefSeq and is a predicted model, not a curated record. The transcript has 3 exons. Bases 216 to 740 code for a protein of 174 amino acids. Gene Ontology annotation, molecular function: protein kinase activity; ATP binding. NCBI's taxonomy places the organism in Eukaryota, Viridiplantae, Streptophyta, Magnoliopsida, Solanales, Solanaceae.